Penicillium odoratum is the source of this 1560-nucleotide messenger RNA. RefSeq names its product ankyrin repeat domain-containing protein. The coding region runs from base 1 to 1560 and encodes 519 amino acids. Gene Ontology annotation, molecular function: protein binding. NCBI's taxonomy places the organism in Eukaryota, Fungi, Ascomycota, Eurotiomycetes, Eurotiales, Aspergillaceae. The record is from RefSeq and is a predicted model, not a curated record. The transcript is spliced from 3 exons.
AUGCCUCUCAUUCAGCAGAUAAUUCGAGAAGGGGAGUCAUUUGGUGAGAUCCAUUACUGGUUACGGGAGAUUCCAGCCGACCUAGAAGAGAUAUAUAUACAUAUUCUCAAAAAUGUGAUAGAGGACAGAAAUCGGGGGCAGUCGCUCAUAUUCUUCCAGUGGGUAUGCCUCGCUGAGCGACCUCUGACUGUGAAAGAAAUGCGGUAUGCCCUAGUGACCAAUAAUGCUAAAAUGACACCUUCCCCUAUGAUGAUAUGGGAAAAGACUGACGGAUUUAUCGGAAGCGACGAGCUCUCAAGCAGGGAUUGCGCCGAGACUAUACAGGCGGUCCACCAGUCUGUCAACGAUUUCUUACGCGCCAAAGGACUGCAGAUUUCAUAUCAUUGCGUCGCAACAAGCUCACCAUAUAUUAAUAACGAUGAGGUUCUCUUUCACUGUCAAGCAGUUCUCUAUCGAUCAUGCCUGGUUUAUCUAGUCACUGCGAAAUUGCCCCACGAAGGGUUAGAUAGUGAUAGCGGUAACUGGAUGAAACGACACAACAUGGUUCAUGAGAAUCCUUUUCUUGCCAAUGCCACCAUAAAUCUCUUCAUUCAUGCAGAAAAGGGGACCGAAUCUCGACGCGGCCUUAUACAUAAUGAACUACAUACACUACAGCAAAUCGCGCAUCGCUGGGCCAAGGUUUAUAACAUCUUAGACCGUUUAGGCGAUGCAUGCCCAGCCGAAGAAACGACACUAUUGCACAUAGCUGCAGCAACCAAUCUUGUCGACAUCAUAGAUUCUAUCUUGUCGAACAGAGUGGAUCUCGCGAAGAGAAACAGAAAUGGAGAGAAGGCUUUCCAUGUAGCAGCGCGACGUGGUCAUAUAGCAGCAGGCAAAAUACUCAUGGAGAAAGGAGCAGAUCGCGAGGCAAGAUGCAUAGAUGGGAUGACCCCAUUAAUGGCGGCGGCUAGCUUUGGGCAUGUGGCAUUCGUCCAAUGGCUCCUAUGCGACGAAUCGGGAGACCAAAAAGAUGAUACUGAAGGUGCGAUGCAAGCUGCUGCAGGUGGAAAGUAUGGCAAUGCCCUCCAGGCCGCUGCAUCAUCAUACAAAAGCAACACUGAGAUAGUCAGGAUGCUACUUGACGCUCACGCCGAUGUCAAUUCCCAGGGUGGAUACUAUGGCAAUGCCCUCCAGGCCGCUGUAUCAUCAUACAAAAGCAACACUGAAAUAGUCAGGAUGCUACUUAACGCUCACGCCGAUGUCAAUGCCCAGGGUGGGUACUUUGGCAAUGCCCUCCAGGCCGCUGCAUGGGUUGGAAGCACUGAGAUUGUGGGGAUGCUAAUUGACGCUCACGCCGAUGUCAAGGCCCAGCAUAGUCUAGAUGGAACUGCUUUGUCUAUGGCUGUUGAUCGGGGCAAAGUAGAGCAAAUUCAGAUUCUUCUCAACGCCGGUGCGGCAGACUUGCUACCUGCAGAUGACCUUAACAUCUUACUCAAAAAGGAGUGUCUACGCACUGGACCAGCAUCAGAUCAUUUGCGAUAUUUAAGGAACCUGUCGGUGUCCCUGGGUCAUAUCAUAUGA